AUGUCUCUCAACGAGAAGGACGAGGCCUCCAUCGCCCAGAUCGAGCGCCGCCCGUCGACAGCCGCGUCCGACGGCGAGAAGUCCGAAGAUGGCGACCUGCUUAGCCUCGACGUGCGCGCAGCCGCAGAGCGCAAGUUGGUGCGGAUGCUGGACUGGAGACUGCUGCCCACGAUCGUGCUUAUUUUCAUCAUGAACUACAUCGACCGCACGGCGAUUACUGCCGCACGGCUGAAGGGACUCACGCAAGACCUCGGGUUGAGUGACAUACAGUACUCCACGGUCCUCGCCGUCCUCUACGCGUCCUACGUCCCAGCACAGAUACCCUCGAACAUGAUUCUGAACCGCAUCUCAAGGCCGUCCUAUUACAUCCCUCUUUGCGUGAUGCUCUGGGGCAUGACGAGCGCAUUGACUGGGGUAUCGAAAAGCUAUGCCGGUCUCUUGACCGCCCGAAUCUUCGUGGGCCUGCCAGAGGCCGCAUUCUACCCUGGGUCCAUGUAUCUCCUAUCGAGGUGGUAUACGCGCAAAGAGCUUGCCUUCCGCUCUGCGAUCCUUUACGGCGGUCUGCUCAUUUCUAACGCCUUCGGGAGUCUCAUGGCCGCCGGUAUCCUUUCACGCAUGGAGGGGAAGUUGGGCAUCCGCGCCUGGAGGUGCUCACUCCUCAUGCUGCAGGGCGCUAUAACGGUCACGAUAGGAAUCCUCGCUAUCUUCGCCCUGCCGGACUAUCCCCACAACACCCGCUGGCUCACGCCCGCACAAAGACGGUUGGCCCAAGUGCGCCUUGCCGAGGAUGCCGGUGAAGCAGACGCAGACGUCUCGACAGACUCCGCGCUUGGGGGGCUGAUAAUGGCCCUCAAGGACCCCAAGGUUCCCAUCUUUGCCGUCAUGACGUGCUCGCAGCUCUUGGGGCUGGGCUUCGUCAACUUCUUCCCAACAAUUGCAGGGACCCUAGGCUUCUCGACGACUAUCACGCUUCUCCUGGCCGCGCCGCCAUGGAUCGUGGCCACGGCCGUGUGCUGCAUCAACGCAUGGCAUGCUGAUCGCACUGGCGAGCGAUUCUUCCACCACUGCGCACCCUGGUGGGGUGUCAUUCUCGGAUAUAUCAUCGGCGUUUCGACCUUCUCCAUCGGUGGUCGCUACGUCGCGAUGUUCUUGAUGGCGAGUGGUUAUGCCGGCUUCGCACUCACCGCGGUGUGGGUCUCAAACGCUGUGCCACGGCCGCCGGCGAAGCGGGCUGCGGCCAUCGGUGUCGUUAACGGCUUUGGAAAUCUCGGAAAUCUCAUCAGCUCGUUCGUCUGGAAAUCGGAAUGGGGUCCUGACUACCACCAGUCCAUGUUCAUCGGCAUCGCAGCGCUGGCCUUCGCUACCGCGCUGUCGAUAGUGAUUCGUUGCAUCCUCGUCCGCCAAAACAAACAGCUGGAGCAGGAGGAGCUGGCUAACCUCAAGGGUGCUAAACGCGAGCGUAUCGAGGACGCGGCCAGACUUGAAGGUAUCACCUUUGAGGAGGCGUUGAGGAGGAAGAAGGGCUUCCGAUACCUCUACUGA
Trametes versicolor FP-101664 SS1 is the source of this 1542-nucleotide messenger RNA. Its product is annotated as MFS general substrate transporter. Gene Ontology annotation, cellular component: membrane. Bases 1 to 1542 code for a protein of 513 amino acids. Gene Ontology annotation, biological process: transmembrane transport. Gene Ontology annotation, molecular function: transmembrane transporter activity. The transcript is spliced from 19 exons. The record is from RefSeq and is a predicted model, not a curated record. NCBI's taxonomy places the organism in Eukaryota, Fungi, Basidiomycota, Agaricomycetes, Polyporales, Polyporaceae.